Messenger RNA from Pocillopora damicornis (cauliflower coral), 14278 nucleotides. Its product is annotated as protocadherin Fat 1. Gene Ontology annotation, cellular component: plasma membrane. Gene Ontology annotation, molecular function: calcium ion binding. Gene Ontology annotation, biological process: homophilic cell-cell adhesion. The record is from RefSeq and is a predicted model, not a curated record. NCBI's taxonomy places the organism in Eukaryota, Metazoa, Cnidaria, Anthozoa, Scleractinia, Pocilloporidae.
AGGAAACCCGUUAUCGCUUCGUGCGGCAGGUUUCUGUGUACUGAAGUGAGUGUUAACUACUUUGGAACUCAACGUGAUUCCGUCCGAUAAAAUUUUCAAUUCAAGCGACAAAAGUUUGUCAAGCCGGCGAAACAAGCAUUUGGUCUUCUAUUUCUAUUGUGUGGGGAACAGAGCGAUUGAAGCGGUCACGAAUUUCAAGUGAUGAGCUGUUCUUAACGACAAUCCUUCGAGAAAACAGUUUGUAAUCGCUAAAGGUGAAGGUUCCAGGAUGAGAUCUCUCUUUAAACUCGUGGUACUGCCGAUUCUUUUAUUCUGUUGUUCUUUAAAUGUUUGUCUUGGAGUUAUCGAGGAAAGUUUGGUGGAAAACAAUACACAAACUUUAGGAGACGAUGGAUUGCGGCAAGGUCGUCCCAGUUCAGUCGUGGUUGAAACUGUUCCCACCUAUUCGUGGGAAUUUCGUUCAAAAAAUGAAAAAGACAUUAAAUUUACGAGUGGUGGACUAUAUCAAGCUACGAUUUCCGAGACAAAAAAGUCUCAAAUAAUAUGUGACUUGAAAAUGGGUGUUUAUGCUCACGACGAGGACACUGAGGUCGAAUUCAACAUAACGAAAGGGAACGCUGAGGGGACAUUCACUGUUAGUUCCAAGCGCGUGGAAGACUUCAUUUUUAUGGAAAUUACAGCUGAAAGAAAACUAAAUCGCGAAGAAGAUGGAUAUUUCUUGCUCACUGUGGCAGCCCAGCAUCCAGAAACAAAUGAAGUACUAGAUAUGACUGAGGUGAAUGUGAACGUCCUAGACUUGAAUGAUAAUUUACCAAAAUUUUCACGUCUGUUUCAACAUGUGACUGUAGAGGAGGACAUUCCUCUACACACUUCAGUUGCUCAAGUGGUUGCCAACGAUGAAGACAUGGGCCCAAAUGGAUUGCUCUAUUUCUCUUUUAUUUCAAAAUCCCCCUUCUUCGCUAUUGACCCAAUCUCUGGGGUUGUAACUGUAACGAGAUCUUUGGCCGGUAAACGGAGAAGAAGCUAUGGAUUACUAGUGACCGCACGAGAUCGGACUUUGCCGUCUUCAAAAGCGCAGUCAGCGAAAGCAAAGCACAAUAUCACCGUUACAGUAAGGCCCGUGAACAGGUUUUCGCCAGAGAUCAAGGUGAAGUUUCAGCUUGAAAAGAUCAUCGAAGGAAACAGCGAUAUUCGUUUUGCGGUAAUUCAGGUUUCCGAUCAAGAUAACGCAAACAGUGGUGAAAUUAACAAAGUGAGAAUCACUUCAGGAAACAUGGAGGGACAUUUUAAAAUCAGACGCUCACAGGAUGCUUCGGACGAGUUUUGGAUCGAUGUUGUGAAGCCACUAGAUCGUGAAAAAGCACCAAACGGCUAUAAACUGGUUAUUACAGCCUUUGACAAAGGCUCCCCGCCGCGCAGUGGAACCGUUACGUUACGUGUUUUGAUUGAAGAUGUUAAUGACAUCAAACCGGCUUUCAAUCAAAGUCUCUAUGAGGCCACCAUUUCCGAAUUAGCGCCGUUGUACACCUCCGUCGUUCGUGUAUUUGUAGACGAUGGUGAUUUAGGCAACAAUGCAAAAGUUUAUUACACUCUGCGUGGGGGACACAGUAAAAACUUUCGUAUAGACCGCGAAACAGGGCUCAUAACUACCACAGGGCACUUAGACUAUGAAACAAAACCAGUAUUAGAAUUUGACGUGUGGUGUUUUCAGUCCGAUUCGUCGAAGCAAAUGGCCAGUGCAAGAGUCUCUGUUAAUAUUGAGGAUGCAAAUGACAAUGAUCCAGAGUUUGAAAAUCCAUCAUAUUCACUGGAAUUUUUUGAAGAUUUGAGACCUGGAACAAAAUUACCACUAACAGUCAGGGCAAAUGAUCCAGACAGUGGAAGUAAUGGAAAGAUUCAAUACUCAAUCAUAAAUAGGGAGUCACUUCCAUUUGCCAUUGAUUCAGAGACUGGAGAUAUUAUCUCGUUAACAUCGCUGGACAGGGAUGCAGGAGUACCAGAGUUUAUUACCCUUAAGAUACGGGCAUCAGACUUUGGAGAGCCAUUCAGAAGGGAGUCAGAGACUUAUGUACACCUCCACAUCAAGGCCAAUAAUGACAAUCAACCCGUGUUUGAAUAUUUCCGGUGUACUAUAAAGAUCAGUGAAGAUGCACCAGUAGGAACCAUCUUAACCAGUCUUACAGCUGUUGACAUUGAUGUUGGUGAAUCUGAAGGACUCGUCUAUGGGAUAGACCCAGUUGGAAACACAGAUAAAACUUUUAGCAUCAAUCCAAGUACUGGACAGUUAAAAACUGCAAAAUCUCUUCAAGGUGGUGAAAAAGAGUUUUCUCUAUAUGUCACAGUGACUGAUUCUGCACUGAAGUCAAAGCAUCCGGUAACUCUUAAAAUCAUGGUUGUUUCACCCCAGACUGCUACUGAAUUUCUAAACUAUGUUGAGACAAGAUGCAGUGUUUUUCCUCAUUACCUCAAAGCUGUGGAACAUGUGAGGAAACAAGGAAACUUCAAACCAUCUUAUCCUUCAAUUGAAAAAGUACCUGCCAAGCCAACCAAUAGAAACUAUCCAAGAUUUCAUUUGCAUAAGUCUGUCAUUGAAGUCAGUGAAGAUGUAGCUGUGAAAUCAACCAUCAUGAAAUUCUCUGCUACUGAUGAUGAUCAGGGAUACAAUGGUAUGAUUUUGUACUCCAUAGUGAGUGGUAACAUUGGCAGUGCAUUCAAUAUAGACAUGCAUACUGGAGAGCUUUACAUAGCUUCUUUGCUAGACAGAGAAACCAUGGGAAAGUUCAGAUUGAACAUAUCUGCCAAUGAUUGUGGCUCUCCUGGUAAAACAGCUCAUACAGUCAUCUAUAUAAAUGUUAUUGAUGUGAAUGACAAUGCCCCUGUCUUUGAACGGGACAUUUAUGAAGUUAGUAAACCAGAGAACAUCACACGUGGACAGACAGUUGUUGUAGUGAAUGCAACAGACAUGGAUGAUGGUGAAAAUGGAAGAAUUCAUUUUAAAUUGUUGAAUGACUUUGGAGAGAAGUUCAGAAUAGAUUCCAGAACAGGUCGAUUGUCAGUUGCCUACGCACUUGAUUAUGAAGACCGCGCAAAGUACAGCAUAGAAGUACAAGCAUUUGACAACUCUCCAACAUCCCAGAGGAUGGUAUCUGCCAUGGUUAUUGUAAACCUGGUGGACAUAAAUGAUAAUGCACCUGCAAUAGUUCCAAGAACUUUCAAUGUUUCCAUUCCUGAAGACCUCCCACCAGAGAGUGUUGUGGCUGCAAUUUCUGCAGAAGAUCCAGACACAGGGUUAGGAGGAGAACUUGAAUUUUCUUUUGUGGACAACCUCAAAAGAUUCAAGAUUGAUUCUGGAAGUGGUGUGAUAAGAUUACGUCGCCAUGUGGAUUAUGAACAGGAAAAUGUGUAUAACUUGAAAGUCAAAAUCAGUGACAAAGGGACACCGCGCCUAUCAUCAUUUGCGAAUGUAAACAUUAACAUUCUUGAUGUAAAUGAAAACAAUAUUGCCCCAAUAUUUCCUGGGGUGAGUCUUUUAAGGGCAACUGUGUCUGAGAACAGCCCUGUUGGAACUUCUGUUCUGAAGGCAGAAGCCUUUGAUAGUGACUCAUGGUAUAUGAGCUAUUUUAUCAUUGAUGGAACAGGAGUUGAUAAGUUUGAAAUUGGCCGUGAAAAUGGCAUCAUCAGAACCACAAAAAUGCUUGAUUGUGAGGAAAGUGAUCAUUAUUGGCUGCACAUCCAGGUAAAAGACCGUGAAAUGUCUCCACUACACACCAAUAUUCCAAUGUUGAUUACUGUGCUGCCAGUCAACGAUGACCCCCCUUAUUUCAACCCUGCUAUUUAUUUUCCAUCUGUCAUUGAAAAUGCUGCACCAGGAGAAAGUGUUGUGACUGUGAAAGCUCAUAAUCCAAGUUCAGAUGGGUCUAACCUGCUUUAUUCUAUCAAAAGUGGGAAUGAGGCUGGUAGGUUUGCCAUUGAUAGGAAGAGUGGCCUCAUUACAACAACCACAUCUCUUGAUCGUGAAGAACAAGAUAAGUAUGAACUGGAAGUCAAGGUGUCUAAUGGUGACAACCCACCAAAAUCUGCAUAUAUUACUUUUCCAGUGACAGUUGCUGAUGCUAAUGACAAUGGUCCUUACUUCUUGAAAUCCUUCUAUGAUGUUUAUUUUAAGCAGCAGGAUGAUCCUUCAACUUCUGUUGAGAUCUUGAGAGUUGCAGCGGUGGACAAAGAUAUCAGCAGCAAUGCUGAUCUGACCUAUGGGUUUUUGUAUCCAUCAGAAAUAAGUCCUGGACUGUUGAAAAUUGAUCCAAAAACUGGUGUCAUCUCUGCCAAACUUUCCUGCCAAGGUGAGGAUUACCUUGAGUUUGAAGUCAAUGUUACAGAUGGUGGAGUACCCCCAAGAUCUGCAACAGUUCCUGUUUUCAUGGAGUACUGCAUGUCAAAGAACCCACCUAGUUCUAACCCACCCCGGUUCAGGCAAAAGGUCUACAAGAAGUCAUUUAAAGAAGAUGCUGAGGUUGGAUCUGUUGUGGAACUUGUUUCUGCCCAUGAUUCUGAUGGUGACUCUUUGACAUACUCUAUUAUCUCAGGAAACAUUGGAAACAAAUUCCUAAUUGACAAAGCUAGGGGUGAGGUAACCAUUGCCAACAAACUUGAUCAUGAAGAAGCCAGUUCUUAUACUUUGACAAUCCAGGCAUCUGAUGACUAUAACGCUAAAACAACAUCUUUGGAAAUUGAAGUUGAGGAUGUCAACGACAACUCACCAGUGCCCUUGAUGACAGAGUAUCAAGUUCAUAUUCCAGAAGAUGCCAAAAUUGGAUCAGUACUGACCAAAGUUGAAGCAACUGAUGGAGAUGGCGGAGCCAGUGGGUCUGUAAAGUAUGCCAUUGUGGGCUCAGUCAAACAAAAGUCCAUUUCAUUGUUCAUGAUCCAGAGCUUAACUGGCAACAUCAAGACAACAAAGCCUCUGGACUAUGAAGAUUUGAAGGAGCAUACUCUUAUAAUUGAAGCCACAGAUCAAGCAACUCCCAAGAGACAAAGUCUCUUUACCAUUGUGAUUAAAGUGGAUGAUGUGAAUGAUCACAAGCCCAUGUUUGUUAGAUCAGAGUUCAAAGCUGAAGUGAAUGUUGAUGCCUCCAUUGGCACUCCCAUUAUCAAAGUGUUUGCAACUGAUGAUGAUGAUGGUACAAAUGCAUUGCUUAAAUUUUCCAUCAAAGGUGGAAAUACAAAUGAUGCAUUUUACAUUGAUCAGAAUUCAGGAAUUAUACAAGUAGCGGCAAAAUUAAGUAGUGCUAUUGAUGAAUACAGUCUUCAAGUGCAGGUGUCAGACAGUGGAAUCCCAACUCAAACAGCUGAAGUUGAAGUGAAGAUUUUGGUAAGAGGCAUUAACCAGCCUGUUGAAUUCGAGCGACCUUUAUACCAAGCUUCAAUCAAAGAAAAUCAUCGUCCUGGUCAUCCAAUUAUUAACGUGAUAUUCAAUGGCAGCUUGCCGUCUUAUGAGUUUGUGCCACAGGAUAACGCCUGCUGGAAAGACUUUGAUAUCAACCGGAAAACUGGGCUAGUUACUAACAAGAAACCUUUCGAUGCUGAAGAGCUUACUGAGUGCAAGUUCUUAAUUCGUGGAACCAGUAGCGAUGGAAAUGGACAGACUCAACUGAUUGUUAAAAUAAUCGACGAGAACGAUCAUGCGCCGGCAUUUAGCCAACUGCUCUACCUGGGACACAUCAAGGAAGGCUUACCUGAAGACUCGCCUGUAAUUGGUGGAGAUGGGAAAGCACUUGCCAUUCAAGCCAGUGAUGCCGACGUCAGCGGUAGUGAUUUGAUGUACGAAGUUGUUGGAUGUUCGAUGUUCACGAUUGACUCACAAUCUGGAGAACUGAUGACAGCAGAGAUGCUGGAUUUUGAGUCCGUGUCGUCGUACAGGUUCAAGAUCAAAGUUUCUGAUGAUGGAACACCCAGUUUUUCUGCUUUUACAGAUGUCGUUGUCUCGGUGCACGAUGUCAACGACCUUCCUCCAAUCUUUUCCUCUCCUGUGUUCGAAGCAGUAGUCUUCUUACCAACGUACUCUGGUUCUGUUAUAACCACAGUCACAGCUGCAGACGGAGACUCCCAACCUCUCACUAGCCUUACAUACUCAAUUGCCACGCCAUCUCUCACGCACAUCUUUGAUAUUUCCCCAAGACAAGGUGUUAUAACCGUGAAAAACUCUUCACUCAUACAUCAAGCAGUUUAUCACGUUCAAGUCUCUGUUUCGGAUGGAAACUUUAGUAAUCAAGCCACUGUGAAUAUUGAAUGUAAACCGCUGCCAGUCAGUGAUCUUCAGUUCAGUCAGAUGGAGUACAACGCGUCAAUUGUAGAAGGAAUCAGUACAGCUGCCGACAUCGUUCAACUGCAGACUGUAGGCUACUCAAUCGGCGACACCAUUACCUACUCAGUCGUUGUUCCAUCGCAUUUCUUCGUCAUCUCCGAAAGUACAGGCAUCGUGUCGACGUUGCCAGGAAAAACGUUUGAUCGAGAGACAACAGAUCGAUAUGAAAUCGUUGUCCAAGCUCGGGACGACAGAAAACCAAUGCCUCGAGUAGCUCAGAGUCUGUUGUACGUGAUUGUGGAUGAUGUAAACGACAAUGCACCGAUUUUUACCAAAGAUGUGUAUUUCUUCGUGAUCCAAGUUAGUGCAGAUGUCGGAGCAUUUGUGGGACAGGUCCAGGCAAGCGACAAGGAUAUCGGCAGCAACGGUGCCAUCAAGUACUUUCUCAAAGGAGGAGGGGAAGGCCGUUUCGAGGUCCGCUAUGCCACUGGAAACAUUGAAGUCAGCAGGUUGUUAGAUGGCAUAAUAGUUCCCUCUGUCUUUACUCUUGAAAUUGAAGCGCGAGAUGAAGGCGUGGUACGAAUGAGUGCCAAAACUAUUGUGAAGAUCAAGGUCGUGGAUAAAGAAACACCUAUAUUCGACUACUUGAGUUACAGCAAGGUGGUAAGAGAAGAUGUGAAUGUUGGUGAGGAAAUUACCCGAGUACAAGCCAGAAGUCCUGGUGGUGCAGAUAUCUUGUAUACAAUCUUGGCUGGAGAUCCAUAUAAUCAGUUCGCCAUUGAUUUAAAAACAGGAGUUCUGACGGUAGAAUCCUCUCUGGACUACGAGGUUCGGACUAGCUACCAGCUUCUUGUGCGUGCUACUGACGAAUCGACGACGUCUUACGGAGAAAUCACAGUGCUUAUCACCAUCACUGAUGUCAAUGACAUCGCUCCACUGUUUAACCAAUCACUGUAUCUGGCGACUAUUCCUGAAGACACUCCGACUGGUACCUCGGUGGUUUCCUUCACAGCGUUCGAUAGAGACUCGGGAGUUAAUAAGCAGCUAAGUUACCGACUGGAAACAUUGAAUUCCCAUAAUGAUAGCAAAACAAGUGAGUUCUUCGUCAUCAGCCAGGCAACAAGUCAAAUAGUAGUUGCGAAGAGACUGGAUUACGAACAGAAUAUAGUCCAUGAAUUGAAACUGAUCGUUACAGACGGUGGGACUCCCCCGCUGACUGGAGAGGCUCGUGUGCGCAUUGUGGUCGAAGACGCAAAUGAUAACCCGCCCAGUUUUGAACAGAACAGCUACGCCACGUCCAUUUCAGGCAGUGCAGGGCCUGGAUUCUUUGUUACACGCGUGAUAGCCAGUGACCCGGAUGACGAUGACGUUGGCAAGCUACGUUACUUGAUUAAAGCCGGACACGGAAAAGAAUAUUUCGAAAUAGAUUCAACGUCCGGUGUUCUGACCAUCUCAAAGCAUGUCGGUUUUGAACGCGGUAAGGUGUAUGACCUUAGUGUUGAGGUAACGGACGGGAAAUCAUCAGCGGUGACCAGUGUACGGGUGGUGAUCGGCGACACUAACGAUCACAGUCCAGUAUUCGAUCAAGAAGUCUACCCUGUGGACUUCUACGAGAAUUAUCCACCAGGAACAUUUGUCACCAUGGUUACUGCUACCGAUUUAGACUCUGGUGAUUACGCCCGUGUCAGGUAUUCCAUUGACGACGUAGACGCCGCUGAGAAGUUCAUGAUUGAUGGCGAAACAGGAAUGAUUUACAGUAAGAUUAGUUUUGAUCGCGAGAAUUCAUCAGAAGCUUUUUCGUCAAUUCCCGUUCGAGCCUCUGAUGGAGGAGGACGGUUUGGGUUCUGCACUGUACAGGUUAACGUCCUUGAUGAGAAUGAUAACCAACCAAAGUUUGAGCUUCCGCUGUACGAGGUGACAAUCCACAGUUCAACCCCAGUUGGAACUUCCAUCUUGAUGACGUCAGCAAAUGACGCUGACACCGGAAGUAAUGGUGCCUUAUCAUACGUCAUCCUUGGUCACCAGACCCCACCCGUGUUUGAAGUCGAAAAGGACUCGGGAUUCAUAAAAAUUUCUCGGCAGCCCGAAACGAAGACCUACAUGUUCCACGUAUUAGUCAAAGACGGCGGAUUUCCAUAUUUACGUAACACGGUGAAAGUGUCGGUGAACGUGCUAAGGAAGAACGCCAAGAUUUUACAAUUUGAAAAGUCAGUGUACAGAAUCCUUGUGCCCGAAGACCUGAACACCGACGGUAUCAUAACGACUUUAAGAACCUUACUUCCAGGCAGCACACGUCCACGAGUUGGGUUCCAAAUAAUUCCUGGGAAUUCGCCAUCAUCGAAGGGAGAUCACUUCAGUAUUGAUGCUAGCGGUCAGAUUAAACUCAAGCGGCGUUUGGAUUACGAGACAUUGAAAAGAUACGUUUUAGUCAUCGAGGCUAAUUCCUCAGAAAUAUCUCAAGUCGCACGAACUGUGGUAAUUGUGUCAGUGACAGACGUGAAUGAUAACAAGCCUCAUUUCGUGGCCAAUCCUUACAGGGUCAGUAUCCCAGAAAAUAUGAUGGUCAAAUCAAAGGUCUUGAGAGUUUUUGCCGAGGAUUUAGACGACUUCCAAAAUGGAAAAAUAUUGUACGAUUUUGGAACUAAAACAAAUUUGUUUGCUAUUGAUCAGCACACUGGCUGGAUAACAACAGCAGCACCAAUCGAUCGCGAAGUCGCAAACUCUCUUGUGCUGAGAGUCCGCGCCACCGACAAAGGCGAGGUCACACAGCUGUCAGGUUAUACAGUCGUUGAAGUGACUGUGCUGGAUGUUAAUGACUCCCCACCUCAGUUCACUGAGGACAUCUUCACAUUUUCUGUUCGAGAGGACGCCCUAAUUGGUCAAGAAGUCGGCACAUUAACAUCUUUUGACAACGAUACCAAUUCUGAUGUAUACUUCUUUAUCAUGUCUGGCGAUCCUCAAACUAAAUUUGGAAUCGAGCAAAAGACUGGCAAAGUCUUCGUGCACUCUCCACUGGAUCGUGAAUCCGUAUCGUCCUACAAGCUGAAUGUAAGCUGCUCAGAUGGUCUUUUCACCAGCUUCACUACUUUGAUUAUCACAGUCCUUGAUGCUAAUGACAAUGUGCCAGUAUGUACCCAGUCAAUUUCUAUUGUUCAUCUCAGCGAGGACGUGAAGCCUGGUACUGAGGUAAUGAUAGUGGAGGCCACUGACGCGGACGCUGAUGAUAAUGGCAAGUUGAGGUAUUCCGUGUUUGGACAAGGAAUGGGUUUCUUUGGAGUUGAAAACGGAACUGGUCGUCUUGUAACUGCCAAGUUAUUAGACCGCGAGGUACAGGAAAUGUACAAUUUCAUGGUGUCAGCGGAGGAUCGCGGAGGACAGGCGUGUUUUAGUAACAUAACGGUCCUUCUUGACGAUGUGAAUGACAAUGGACCUGUUUUUAGUCAGUCAGAAUACCGAAAGGCUGUAUACGAGGACGCCCGUAGAAAUAAAGUGCUUCUGCAGGUGAGGGCAGACGAUUCCGACUUGGGAAAGAACAGGAAGAUCUCAUAUUCUUUAUUGGACACGGCAGGCGAUACGUUCAGUGUUGACUCCGAGACCGGUGUGAUAACGCUUACGAGCGAUCUUAAUAGAGAGAAGCAAGCGGAGUACGUGUUGACCGUGCAGGCCGAAGACGCAGGUGUCCCCCCUCAGUCAGAAACGUGCAAUGUAGUGAUUCAGGUUUUGAAUAUAAACGAUGUUCCUCCGGAGUUUGACAAAUCCAGCUACAAAGCCAAUGUGAGCGAAGAUGCUGCAAAAGGUACGAAGAUAACAAAAAUGAAGGCCAUCAGCCGAGAGGCUGGACACGAAGAGUUCUCCUACGAGAUUCUGAAAGGUCCAGAUUCAGACAUCUUUAAAAUUGACAAGAAAACAGGAGAUGUUACUUUGGAAGGAAACCUGGAUUUUGAAACAAGGAAGAGUUAUUCGUUGACAAUUCAGGCGAGUGAUGUUGGUCCGCCAGUCCUGACUACAACUUGUUCACUGAGUGUGUUAGUCACUGAUGCUAAUGAUCACGUCCCUAAGUUUGGACAAGAUCUUUACACCGCUAGAGUGGACGAGAACUCUGAUUUGGAUUCGUUUGUACUUCAAAUGUUCGCCACAGACCUUGAUAGCGGUUCCAACCGAGAUAUCCGUUAUUCCAUCGUGAAAGGAAACGAUGCAGAUAAGUUCAAAAUUGAUGACAUCACUGGCGUAAUCAGCAUCAAGGCGCAUGUCGAUCAUGAAUCUGUCUCUCAGUACGCUCUAACAGUGCGUGCUCAGGAUAAGGGGAUACCUCCUUUGUCAGCAGAGACCCAAGUUGAACUUAGCAUCAACGACCUGAAUGACAACCCGCCUGAAUUCACUAACACAAAUUUUACUGUCUCUGUCAGUGAGUUAGCCGCCAUAGGUACUACUGUCAUCUUUUUACGGCCUCAUGACCGUGAUGGUCCUGGCAAUAAAGGUCCAUUUACUUUCAUGAAAAUUAAAGGCGACGAAACGAAGUUUAAACUGGAAAGGGACGGUCUGAUAACCAAAGCAGGACCUUUGGAUCAUAGAGAUAAGGAACACAAAUUCGAGAUCCGCGUGUUCGACAGUGGCGAGCCACCGAUGUACACGGACAAGACACUCACUAUCAUUGUAGUUGAAGGCAUUUCGCAUCCUCCAGUCGUGGAGCCGCUAACCGUUUACCUCAAAUUGUAUAGUUCGCAGUUUAACGGUGGUGUCAUCGGAAGUGUCAAAGGAACUGAUGCCGAUGGGGACCCUCUGACGUAUUCGAUUGUUGCGCCUCGUUCUGGUAGCCCCUUCACGAUAACAAACAGUGGAGUGAUCAGUGCCACUUCUAACGUUCCAAGUCGAAUCUACAAUCUGAAUGCCAGUGUAUCCGAUGGCAAGUACCUCACUUAUGUUCCAGUGAAAAUUGUUGUGUCAGAUAUAACUGAAGACAUCCUGCGACAUUCCCUGACUCUGCGCCUGUCGGCUCUUAGCCCGGGAACAUUCGUGGAGAGGAACCUGGGCAAGUGCAGAGACUACUUGGGAUUCCUGCUUAAUGUUCCUGCUGAGAAUGUCCAUAUAUGGAGCCUGCAAUCUUCUGACACAAGUUUGGAUGUUGUAUUCGCUGUUAUGAAGCGAGUCAAGGGUUUCUACGCAUCUCAGCACAUCGCACACAAGCUGAAUUCUUCCCGUGGUGACUUCCAGAGAGUUGUAGGAGUCCAAGUAGGGUACAUUGGUGUCAGCCAAUGCCCUCUAAUGCACUGCCCCGAAAACUACUCAUGUCAGACGGUCUAUAAACCACAGAACAAGCAAAUAAGAAUCAUGUCUGAAAGAACCACUUACACUUCUUAUGAACACAGCAGAAGUCAUGCUUGUAUGUGUAACCGCGACGCUGGCUGCGCAAGUGGUAAGUGUGCGUCCAAUCCGUGUCCUGCUGGUUAUGAGUGCGCCGACUUUCCCUUGGGGUUCCAGUGUAAGUGCGUUGAUUCAUCCAAGUGUCAACCUGACAAACCGGGCUGCGAAGAUCAAUCCUGCAUAAUAGGUAAUAAUGCCAUAUCGUUUGGAGGUGAUAGUUACAUCCGCUAUAAAUUGAAGCAGUCAUUCGAUGAACCAAGCCGCUCUAUUAGUCUUGCUCUCAAGACCACUGAACCUCGAGGAACACUAGUGUGGGCCGCUGGACAGUAUGACUACAGUAUUCUAGAGAUUGUGAACGGCCGUCUUCAGUUACGCUUUGAUUUUGGCAGUGGGGCCGGGGUUGUAAACUUAGACUGGGCCCGAGUGGACGAUGGUAAAUGGCAUCACGUGGCAAUCAUGCGGCAAGGUAACCACGCCACUUUAAUUCUGGAUCAGGGUCGUCACCGCGCCUGGAACAAAUCUCCUGGGAAGAUGAGAAUACUGAAUCUUGAUGAUAACGCGAUUUACUUCGGCGCCAAAGUUGUUAAAUCAAAGAGUAGGAGGGAUCUCAACAAUCGAGGUCAUUUAGUCGAGGAUGGCUUCAAAGGUUGUCUUCAAAAUUUGAAUUUGAACAACCAGGACCUGCCCAUGUCUGGCUCAAACAGUUACGUAGCUGCCGAACCAUUUAAUGCGGUACCUGGCUGUCAGUUAUCAGGUGGAUGCCGCAUCAACACCUGUCCACGUGACAGCACAUGCAUAGAGACCCUGACAUCGAAGAAGUGCGAGUGUCUGCCUGGUCAUUCAGGUUCAGAUUGCCGUGCAUUUGUGGACUGUGGUGCCAAGCCUUGUCAGAAUGGUGGGACAUGCGUCCCUCAUCCAACAGACCAAUACCAGUGUAGAUGCAAAGACGGUUACUCAGGUACACAAUGUCACAUCUACACUGGUCAUUGCGCCAGUGCGCCUUGCAGAAAUGGCGGAAGCUGCAUUCCAAGCGGCGAGAGUGGCUUUAUUUGCACAUGCCCAGCGGGAGUUCAAGGAAAGACUUGCGAGCAAGACACAAGGCCCUGUUCGUCUAACCCAUGCGCAAACAACGCGAAUUGCACCAACCAUGGUGAAUCUUACAAAUGUCAUUGUCGCGCUGGCUUUUCUGGGGAGAUUUGUGAUGAAGGGUAUCGCUGCAGUAAAGAUUCCCAUUGCCAAAACGGAGGGACAUGCCAAGAAAACCAGAAGAAUAGUGCUGCAGUCUGCCGUUGCCUUCAGGGUUAUACGGGGGCUGAUUGUUCUGAAGAUGUUGAUGAGUGUGCCAGUUCCCCUUGCAAAAAUGGAGGCGUGUGUGUGAACCAAUUGGGAAACUUUGCAUGUAACUGUUCUGCAAGCUCUCAUGGUGGAAAACUUUGUGAGCUAGUGCUCACUAGUAUUGAGGCCCGACGCGGCUGGCCAUUGGGACAGACAGAAAUCAUUGGAAUUGCUGUAGUGCUCGCAGUUAUUCUGCUCAUUGUAUUCCUUGUUGUAAUUUUCCUUCGACGUCGAGCCAAACGAAGACGAGAAAAGCGUGAACAAGCUGGAGCUGUUAGCACGUCGGUUUUGAAGGUCUCCCCACCCGUGGUAGGCUCAGAAGUCACAUCUCCAGAGCCUCCCACUCCUCCCCCAAGGGAAGUCCAUGGUUACAAUGUAGAUGAUCUCGGUAUGCCUCCUGGGUACGAUGCGGAGGACUCUUGGCGCAGGCGUGAGAAAGUUCGAAAGGAUUUCGGGACCAUGAAAACGUUGACUUCUUUAUCUGAUAACAAUCUACCUGGCUACCAGUGGGACUACACGGACAUCCCUGCUGACCUAGUUCCUAGGACUCCCUUGUCAAAAGAACAUUCAGGUAGCUAUAGUGGUUCCCCGGACUGUGCAACGUUUGCUCCGGAAGUACCACAGAGGCCGUCAAGUUUUAGAUCUUCACAGGGUUCUCUUGAUGUGCCGGAGGUUCCUAAGAGGCCAAGGAAUUAUAGAGUAUCAGAAUCAGAGGACGGAUACACAGACGUCCCGCAUGUUCCUAAAAAGCCCAUGGAAUACACAAAUCCUAAGGGUAAAUCAGCCUCACGGUACUCCAUGGACUCCCGCUUCUCUGAAUUCUCAGAUGCCACAGAUCUUGAUCCAGACAUCUUUAAAGGGCGAUUCCCACGCCCUCCAAGAGAGCCUUAUCCAGAAAGUCUGGACCAACUUCCCGUGGGAUCAUACGCGCCAACACUUACAGCGCGGGGCUCGGAGCUGGGAAGUGUCACGGACGGAAUGUACUCAGAGGACGAUCUGGAGCAGGUUUAUCUUGGGAAUCGAAUGGAGGUGUGCGAUGAUUCACCGGAGAAUUCCUACCUGCACUCCGAGAAUUGCUCAGAAGAUGAAGAUGAUGAUUACCAUCGUGACAGAUACGCCCGCGCGGCUACACCCGACCCAGAGUUCCACAAAGAAUUACAAAGAGAGAUCAAGGAGAUGAUGAACGAGCUAGAAGAGCUAAAGUUAGAAUCUGAAAUCUGACAGACUAAAAACUAAUAUUUGAUUAUCGUAGUUGAUGAACCUCUGUCUUGGAAGUUUUAA